AUGUCACCCCCCCCUCCACCCCCCGAAAUCCCCACCUGCACCCUCUACUACACGCAAACGCUGCAUCAAAACCUCUCCAAACGCGGCAUUUCCACACCAUGGUGCAUUUACCUCCAAACACGGACAAACUGGUACAUUAUCCCAUUCCACGAACAAAAGAUUCUCGAAUCACGACUUUCCUCCCCCUCCUCCCCGCCCUCCCACUCAAAAAAUUCCCGACGCGAACUCUACGAUUUCGAGAUCCGGGAAUUAGAUGCUCCACCGCAGAUAUGGGAGCGCUGUCCCGAUUCGGAUAAUGGCGAAGCGAUGGUGACGAAGCGGGUCAAGGAGUUUGGGGUCGUGAAGGAGAGUAUUGGGAUGAGGAGAUUGUUGAGGGAGUUUGGGGAGAGGGUGAGGAGACAGGAGAUUCCGGUUGAUGAGUUAUUUCUCCCACCACUCUUCCUCCUCUGGCUCGAGAGUCUCAAUCUCAAAGCCCACAAGACCAAGAAAUCCAGAUCCCAACCCCAAAACCCCCCAGAAACCCCCCUGUCUUCCAGUGCCAACCCCAAUUUCAAAAUCCACCUCCAAGUCACCAAACCCCCACCCAGCAGCUCCCAAGAAUCCUGGAUCUGGAACGAAACCCUCACCCUCCUAAAACUAACCAACCACUCUGGCCCCAACAAAUCCGGUCUCUACCUGAUCCCCAAUCCGCAUCCCUCCUCUUCCUCCCCCCAAACCCAAAACCAAACCCAACCCCAAGACCCCAUCCUCUUCUCCUGGACCCACGGCUCCCUCACCACCAAAAACAACAUUCUGCAUGCCCACGGCAAAUAUCUCAGCUUCUCUCCUCCCCCCCACAACUCAUCCCUUCCUCCACCUCCCACAGUACAUCUGCACCCCCUCCCCAAAGGUUCCCAAACCCCCAGUCCCCACUUUGCCGCCAGCAUCAAUCGAUCGCACUUUUCCAAACGCUGGGAAGAAUACGAAGUCGAUAUUAACCAACCCGCCAUCCCAUGCAUAUGGUGGAGGGAAAAUAUCACCAUCUUGGAAGAUGGAGUUUUGUUGCGGGAAUACGAGGAUUUGUAUGAGAGAUCGAAGGAGAAGGGUGGUCCGCAAUUCACCCUCUCCACCUUCCUGGCCCAAAUCUUCCACACAAUCAAUACCAGCAUCCCCCCCUCGAAAAAGCGAGGCAACAAAAACAAUCCCCCCAACAACGACAACCACUCCAUCGACAUCUCGGAGCUCUACGAGCGCGGCCGACAAGAUCUCGCGCGUUCAAAACGUCGUAAGUAUUGUUUGAGGGAAUUAGCAUUAUCCUCCUCUUCCUCUUCCUCAUCUCAUCCCUCAAGAUCGCAAUCCCUCCCUGCCAGAACCAGAACCAGAACCAGAACCCCCCGAGACUCCUCCCAAAGAAGAACCAAUCCCGAAAAUUUAGAAUUCCGAUCCCGAUCCACCUCCACCUCCACCUCCACCUCCACCUCCAAACCUCCACACGAAUUAAAAAGAGCUUCCUCCCAACCCCCCACCCCCGCCCCCACCAAUCCCCACCACAAACACCCAUCUCCUCGUCUCCAUUCCGUGCCUCCUCCUCCUCCACCCUCACGAUCCAGCACCUCUAGCACCUCUAGCACCUCUAGCACCACCUCCCACCCCCCUCCCAAUCCCAAUCCCAAUUCCACAUCCAAGCCCAAACCCAAGUCCCAGUCCACCCCGUCCUCUGAAUCUAAACCGCAUCGUAAUCCUAUGGAAGCCCUUCGCAAGACGCGAGACUUAUUUGGAACACUGCCGGUUUCGUAA
Molecule: messenger RNA, 1776 nt
Organism: Botrytis byssoidea
Lineage: Eukaryota; Fungi; Ascomycota; Leotiomycetes; Helotiales; Sclerotiniaceae
Exons: 3
Coding region: 1-1776 (591 amino acids)
Source: RefSeq, a predicted model, not a curated record